AUGACUACAGAAAGUUUCAAGUUUCAAAAAGUCUCUGUUAAGAAGAUAUGUUUGCCAGAGCCCUUGCAAUGGGAACCAGACACAGCAAUCGUCGAAGAACAGAAGAGUUACUUGAGAACACCAAGGACAGCUAAUGAUGAUGAUCAAAGCAUAUUGGCGUCUAUCCUUUCAAAGUGGAGUCAAAUGAUAAGAAAAAGCAUAAGAAACUACAAACAACGGAAAAGGAAUAGGUUGAAAUUUUGUCAUAAUUUGAACGGUAAAUAUUUGGGACUUAAUAAUACCAAGCUGAGUACAAAUUUUAUUUUGCCAGAUAUCCCAGUAACAAUGUCAACUAAUGAAAGAGAAUGGUUACCACAGAUUGAACCAAUAAUGGUUAGGGAUAUGGUAAUUGAAUUUCCUACAAUUGAAAGCAUCACAUACAGCGAAGCAGAUAUAACCACAUUAUCCAACGAUGUUCCUCAAAUAAUUGAUUUCUAUCUGGAUAAUGACAUUGAUGAUAUAGAAUCAUUGAAACAUCGCAAAAACAUGAUCUCUAUAAAGAAGAGACUUGUGGAACAGAAAAUAACCGAUCUAACCAAUUUACUUCAAAGAAAGACACCCGAACAUUGUUACCGUCAAAGGACCAGUAGGGACAAAGUUAUAUCUAUGAUGAAUGAUUUACAAAGACUGAACUUUGAAGUAGAAACGAAAAAAAGAACUAUAGAGCUACUAAAGUCGCAAAAUCUUAGAAUGCCAAAAUAUUGA
This is a messenger RNA of Nakaseomyces glabratus, 744 nucleotides long. RefSeq lists its product as uncharacterized. NCBI's taxonomy places the organism in Eukaryota, Fungi, Ascomycota, Saccharomycetes, Saccharomycetales, Saccharomycetaceae. The record is from RefSeq and is a predicted model, not a curated record.